Funneliformis geosporum is the source of this 384-nucleotide messenger RNA. Lineage: Eukaryota; Fungi; Glomeromycota; Glomeromycetes; Glomerales; Glomeraceae. The record is from the annotation of a GenBank genome assembly.
AUGGAACUUUCUUUAGAGAAACGAUAUGAAAUUGUCUUUUUACGUGAGCACUCAGCUGGUCCAAAAUUUAGUUUUGGAUUUAUUGCUAAGCAGGUACGUUGUAGUAAGUCUACAGUUAUUUAUUGGGUUAAAAAAUAUCAUGAAAAUCGGGACCUAAGUAUUUCAGAAAGACCGGGAUGGCCUUAUGUAAUAUCUGCGAAACAAGAUGACAAAAUUGUAAAGAUGGCAAAGAAAGAACAUAAUAUAACAUCCAUUCAAAUACAAGAAAAAAUGAAAGAAAGAGAUGUUGGGAUUAGUGUAAAAACAGUAAGGCGACGUCUUCGUAAGUCUGGAGGAAAGUUUAGUAAUGAAAUUUCUAAACCUUUGCUUAAAGAAGACCAUUGA